Molecule: messenger RNA, 2199 nt
Organism: Acaulospora colombiana
Lineage: Eukaryota; Fungi; Glomeromycota; Glomeromycetes; Diversisporales; Acaulosporaceae
Source: the annotation of a GenBank genome assembly
AUGGCAAAGAAUAUCAAACAGCCCAAACUUCAAGAUGAUGUGUUUACUGAACGCGUUCGCUUUUUCAAAGAAUUCUUGGAGGCAAAUGUAUCCUUGGUUAUUUUAUUUUAUUUAUUUUUGAAAUUAGGCAAAGUUCUUAGCACGCGAACUGAGGGUGCCACAAGUUCCUACAAAGACGAAAUAAGACAAUUGCUCGACAAGGGAGAAAAACGACUAAUAAUCAACCUAAAUGACUUGCGGCAUUAUCAUGCAGAAAAUUCCGAAAAGUUGCUGGAUUUACCCAAUGAAUGGAUACCUCCAUUUGAAAAAGCACUCAAAGAAGUUGCAAUAAAUAUACAAGAUCCAGUGAAACAUAAUGUAGAAGAUCAACGUUUGUAUGUCGGGUUUACUGGAAAUUUUCAUUACCACCUCAAUCCAGGAACGUUGAGAUCAUUCCACUUGGGAAAAUUAGUCAGCAUUGAAGGGAUAGUCUCAAGAUGUUCUCUUGUUCGGCUAAAACUUGCUAAGAGUGUUCAUUACUGCGAAAAAACAGGCGUAUUCUAUUUCAAAGAAUAUCAGGAUUCAACUACUAUAGGGAAUCAUGUUCCUACACCUUCGGGAUAUCCUACAGAAGAUGAGAAUGGGAAUCCACUAACAACUGAAUUUGGAUAUUCAGUGUAUCGUGAUCAUCAAAUGAUUUGUCUUCAAGAGAUGCCCGAAAAAGCUCAUGCUGGACAAUUAUUAAGAUCUGUAGACGUCAUUUUAGAUGAUGAUUUAGUAGAUAAAGUGAAGCCUGGGGAUCGUAUUCAACUUGCCGGUUGCUAUCGAGCUAUUGGCAAACCAAAUCAAGGAUCAUCAUCCUCAACAUUUAGAACUGUCAUUGUCGCCACUAAUAUCACCAUCCUCUCUGGUGAUAUAGGUCGUCAUGUGAUCACAGAGAAAGACAUCGAGAACAUUGAAAAUGUUAGUAAAGACAAAGACAUAGUCGAGAAACUUUCGAAAUCUUUGGCGCCCUCCAUAUUCGGACACGAUAUUAUCAAGAAGGCUAUCUUGCUUAUGUUGUUGGGUGGAAAAGAACAAAAUUUAUCUAGUGGUACUCAUAUAAGAGGCGACAUUAAUAUCUUGAUGGUCGGUGACCCAUCUACCGCGAAAUCACAACUUCUUCGACGAGUACUUAACAUUGCGCCUCUUGCAAUAGCAACAACUGGUCGAGGAUCAUCAGGAGUGGGUUUGACAGCAUCAGUUGCCAGGGACAAGGAGACCGGUGAAAGGUGUCUCGAAGCUGGAGCGAUGGUUCUUGGUGAUCGUGGGGUGGUAUGCAUUGAUGAAUUCGACAAAAUGACUGACGUCGAUCGGGUCGCUAUUCAUGAAGUAAUGGAGCAGCAAACUGUGACUAUUGCCAAAGCAGGCAUUCAUACUUCGCUGAACGCCCGAUGUAGUGUGAUUGCAGCGGCCAAUCCUGUAUAUGGACAGUACGACGUUUAUAAAAAUCCUGCUCAGAAUAUUGCACUUCCAGAUUCUUUACUCUCCCGGUUUGAUCUUGUCUUCGUCGUUACUGACACCUUAAAUGACACUCAUGACCGUGAGGUUUCCCGGCAUGUUUUGCGUUUGCAUCAAUACCGUCCACAUAAUUUGGAAGAAGGAGCACCGAUAAAAGAAGAAUUAGGGCAAACAUUAUUUAUGGAACAAAAUGAAAAUGCUGCUAGACCAACGCCUAUUUAUCAACAGUAUAAUUCACAGGCGGAUGUGAAUUACGAUGGUCAAGAGAGAUCAGAUUUGCAAUCGGACCGACUCUUCUCACCUGAAUUUCUUCAAAAAUAUAUUCAAUAUGCCAAAAGUCGAGAAGAACCUAACCUAGGAAAAAAGGCGGCCGAUUAUAUUUGCGGAAUAUGGACUUCUCUUCGCAACGAAGUCGAUAGUGAUAAUUUCAAAACUUCGCCUAUGACUCCACGUGCAUUAGAUUCACUUUUCCGUCUUGCUACAGCCCAUGCAAAAGCGCGUCUUUCGCGAAAUGUUACGAAAAAUGACGCUUUGGUAGCUGAGCAAAUUGUAAAGUUCGCCUUGUUUAAAAAAGUUGAAGAAAAACGCAAUAAGAGACACAAGUCAAUCGUAAUAUCUGACGAUGAGGAAGAUGACGAUACUCUUAACGAUGACAGUUCAUCUGACGAUAGUAUUAUAGCUACUAGAAGAAAUAGAAGAAAUUCAGGGUAUGUCAUCUAA